Homarus americanus (American lobster) is the source of this 5635-nucleotide messenger RNA. RefSeq lists its product as uncharacterized. Gene Ontology annotation, biological process: synapse organization. The coding region runs from base 607 to 2409 and encodes 600 amino acids. NCBI's taxonomy places the organism in Eukaryota, Metazoa, Arthropoda, Malacostraca, Decapoda, Nephropidae. Gene Ontology annotation, cellular component: neuron projection membrane. The record is from RefSeq and is a predicted model, not a curated record. The transcript is spliced from 7 exons.
ACUCAGAGGAAGAGCACGUCUUUCACUCCCACGCUGCUUACAUCCGCGAUCUGAAUAAUCCCGCAUUUACACCCAAGAAACAUCGCCUCUCUCACUCUGGUUACACUUAGGAUACUCAUCUAGUGUACCUACACCCUGGAAACACCCUCAGGCACGGAGACUGCGACCAUAAAUCAUAAUUACCGUAGAUAAAAGCUGAUUGAUGGUGGUUCGGACCCUAUGAUUUACCACUAUAAUAAUUCCUAGUGCUUUGAAACAAGUUCUAUGAGUCCCUUUCAAUCUGCCUUGUUAACCCUGAGCCAUUAGUACAAGUGGUAGUUUGAAGAGAAAGUAAAAAAAAAAAAGUAAAAAAAAUCCAUCAAUUUGAAGCAGUGGAUGAAUGAUAUCGUCCUACAGUGAUUGAACAAAAAAUAUCAACUUUUUCACUCUCUGGGUUGUAACUUUCCUCAGAGUUGUGAUUGAAAUACCGAGACCCAUUUUUUUUUUGUCUUAGCCGUUAUUUAGUAAUGUUAUGAAGACUUGUUUUGGCAGGAACUUGAAGACUUUGUCGGAACACAUGUCUAAGAUCUUCAGAAAAUGACGCGAAACUAGAACCGGGUCAAGACAAUGAUAUCCCCGACGGUGGUGACGCUGAUGCUGGUGACCUUACUAGGGUCAGACCUGGCACUGUCAGGGGGACAGGUGCAGCAAGUGAGGAAGGAUGCAGUACACGAUAAUGGAGUCCCUGAGGUCCUGCCCUAUACUACCACUCACCUACAGCAACCUGAAGUCCUCCCCUACACCAGCACCCACGUACAGGAACCUGAAGCCCUGGCUUACACCAGUACCCACCAACAGGAACCUGAAGCCCUCCCCUACACCAGUACUCGCUUACAGGAACCUGAAGCCCUGGCCUAUACCAGUACCCACCAACAGGAACCUGAAGCCCUGCCCUACACCAGCACCCAUCUACAAGAGCCCGAAGCCCUCCCCUACACCAGUACCCACGUACAGGAACCCGAAGUCUUCCCCUACACCAGUACACACGUACAGGAACCUGAAUCCCUCCCAUACACAGGUACCCACCUACAGGAACCAGAGGGAUACAGGAACACCCACCUACAAAGCCCCAAAGCUCUGAGGUACUCGAAUGAGCAAGUAGGAGAACCAGAACGCUACAGAGGAACCUAUGUACAAGAGGAUGAGAGCUACAAGAACCCCCACCUACAAGAACCUAAGGCUCUAGCUUACACCAGCUCCCACAUACGAGAACCUAAAAUGCACAAGAACGCCCACUUGCAACAACCUACAGUUGGGGGGUACAUGGGCGCCCACUCGCUUGACCCUAAAGAUGAAAGAGAACUCCACCCACAAGAUUUUGAAGCUCCAGCGUACACGAGGACACAUGUGUACAAACUUAAGGGCAACAGGGAGCACCGCCUACAGGAGCAAACUAAAGGCCUAGGCUACAAGAGCGCCCAUGUACAUCAUUCAAAAGGCAACAGAAACACCCACGUACAAAAACCAAAGGCCCUGGCGUACAUGAACACCCACGUACAAAAACCAAAAGCCCUAGCGUACACCAGCUCCCACGUACAAGAACCAAAAGCCCUAGCGUACACCAGCUCCCACGUACAGAACUCUGAGGCCCUUAGGUACAUGGAACCACUCCAACUACAUGAACCCGACAAGCCGUACUUCGAUUACCACGAGUCUGCCAACGUGACGGCUCUCCUGGGCAAGACGGCCGUCCUCAACUGUAGGGUGAAGAACAUCGGCAACAAGACGGUGUCAUGGGUUCGUCACAGAGACAUUCACCUACUGACGGUGGGGCGGUUCACCUACACGUCAGACCAGCGGUUCUCAGCACGUCACUCAGCCGGUUCAGAAGACUGGCUCCUGAUGGUUCACUACCUGCAGGAGCGAGAUGCCGGCCCCUACGAGUGCCAGAUCUCCACCACACCACCUAUGAGUCACCUGAUUCAUCUGGCUGUUGUAGAGCCAGAGACAGUCAUCCAGGGAGGACCAGAUGUUUACAUAAACACGGGGAGUCGACUGGCUCUUACCUGUAGUGUCAAAUACAGCCCCGAGCCACCUGCCUUCAUCUUCUGGUACCACGACGAUAAGCUGGUGAGUUACGAGCGUCGGCCUGGUGAUGUAGUAGUGAGCACCGAGACAGGGUCGGUCACCACGUCGAGGCUGUUGGUACAGUUUGCUGAGCCGCGUCACACAGGUCUCUAUACCUGCUCCCCUGCUAACUCAAAGCCCCAGAGUGUUAAUGUUCACGUCAUUGCAGGUGAUCAGCCAGCGGCCAUAGUGCACGAGAAUAACAGCGGUGCGGGGACGUUACUGAUCCCCUUCCACCGCUCUGUCUUCCUCAACCUCCUCACCCUCCUCACCCUCCUCUUCCUCCUCACGGGGGAAUGGUGAGGGUAGCUUCCUGGAUCCAUAGUCUUCUUUCUAUAAUUUUUCCUCUCUUAAUUUUUUUUUUUUACGAGGAAUGGUAAGGAUUUCCUCCACUUCCUUCCUCCUGCUCCUCCUCUUCCUUCCUCCUUCUCUUCCUCCUGCUCCUUUUCCUUCCUCUUCUUGCUUCUCCUCUUCCUCCCCCUUCCUUUCCACCCGUUACAUACACCUUUGAGGCCAACUGCUGGACAUGUGCACGAAGAUAUGUGGACAUGGAAGUGUACAUACUGGAUACGUACACACCCACCUCAGCUACCUACUUCUGGAUACGCACGCGGGAAGAUGUGGUCAUGUACUUAAUAGGAUAUGCACAAGACGCUCCUAUAUGGCCUACUUUUGGACAUGUAUAUGGUGAUAUGUGAACAUUUAUGUGUUGAUGUAUAUAUAAGUACAUAUUAUACCGAAUUCGUUUCUGAUGUCCAUUUUUAACCAAGGAUAUUAAAUGAUUGUAUCGACAUAUACUGUACAGGUAGACAUUUAGCUCCCGUUGUCUAAAAUCCACUUCUGGACAUGAAUUCAAGAUGUGGACACGUCGAGUGGGAUACAUUAAUGGGACAUGCGUGUUUGGGUGUUUGUGAAAGUGUAAAAGUGCACUCUGUGUUGUGAAUUAUGAUGACGUCACUUCCGUAAACAAAAGAUCCUCGCAUGUAUGACGCCACCUAAAGAAAUGAGCAUCACAGUGUCUGACGUCAUAUACAUGUGUAAGUGAGCAUCACAUCUGUGACGUCACCUAAGCAAAUGAACAUUGGUGAAUAACAUUAUCUGUAUAAACAAAUGAGCAUCAUAGAAUAUGCAAGGCGUCACAUUACAGAAACAAGUGACUAUCGCAGUGACGUCACAGAGAUAAACAAAACAUGACCGUAGCAUCAACUAUUUCUUCUUCCUCUGGAAAGUACUGUAAUAGUUCAUCGAUAAAGAAAGGUUUUGUACGUAACAUAAGAUUCUCAAUUGACUUAUGACGACACGAUAAUAAAAAAAAAUGAGGGUGAAAAACCUACCUGAAAAAUUAAUGUAAAUAUUACUAAUGUCAACAACAUGUGGCAGUAGAGUAAGUGAUAAAUGACCAGGACACGAUGUAAUAAAUGUAGGCCUAUCUUGUUUUGGGGUUUCUACUUAUACGUUCAGACAUCUUGAGAAAAUAUAAAGUUGCGACUCGAUUUCUUUUACACAAACUGUUCUUUAAUUGAUGAAGUGAGAGAUAAUGAUAUAGAUAACACUUAAAGACAUAUAAUUGUAACUGACGCUGUAACUUUAAUGUCUUGUGUAACAAAUGUAUUAAUUUUAUGUUUAUUAUGUAUUUUGUAUUUGUAUUUAUACGUCUAAAGAAACAGAGUUACGUAUUACAGGUAUGUUUUAUAACACCUGUGAAGGAUAAUUUUGACAUACAUACAUACAUACAUACAUACAGACAUACAUACAUACAUACAUACAUACAUACAUACAUACAUACAUACAUACAUACAUACAUACAUACAUACAUACAUACAUACAUACACACAUACAUACAUACAUGUGUGUCCACGAAAAUUUGACCUCUGAACCACGAGUCGAGGCCUUAUAAAAUUGACCCCUGAACCAUAACCGAGAGCUAAAAAUUGGACCAUUGACCCAAGAGGUGUCAAGGAUGUGAACUUGACCUGACCUGACCUGACCUGACCUGUGUACAGUCGCUGUAGAUAGCUUGUGUUAGGGAUAGAAUUACUGGUUGGUCAUAACUACCUUGUCAAGUGUGAAACGAUUUUGCCAUGAUUUGUUUUAAGUCUUGUAAUUUUAAGACGAGCUUUAAUUAUUUUUUCUUCAAUUUUCCCUAAAUUUCAAAAGGCUCAAAUUAUUGUCUUAACGUUUCUUGAAUAUAAUAAGAUUUAUUUUGUAUUAUUUUAAUUAUUUUCUAAUGUAAUAAAAGCAAUUUAUUUUAAUUUAUUAUUUUGUAAAAGUAACAAUAUUUCUAUAUUUUUCCUCUUUUAAAUCGUCUUUUAAAUUAAUUAAAUAUCAUUAUCAUUGUAUAUUUAAUUUAAUCUAAACAAAUUAAUGACUUCGUGACCAACAAUAACAAAAUUACUCAUUAAUAUUUUCACUUACUUUUACACUAUAACCUACAGUACUCUUACACUUCACCUUACACUUCAAAACCAAUUCUAAGUUAAAAAAAAAAAUAAAAUAAAUAAGAAUAACCAGGCUUUUCACUUUGAGUGUGGCAGCAACAUUACGACUACACAAUUCACAGUCUGGGAAUACAACUGACAUUGUGUAUUUCCCGAGAGGCUAAAGAGAAUUACUCGUGUUCAGAGUUUGUGCCAGAACUUAUAAGUGUAUUUACUGUAUUUUGUGAGGGUACAGUAAAGUGGCACGGUACUACGACGUGUUGUAAGUAAUUUAGUCAUUUACUUAUUCACUUAACAGAAUACUUACAUGAUUUAUAUUAACCGUACUAUACGUUGUAAGUAAUAUAUUUAUUGAUUUAAUUAAGGAACUACUUAUAUGAUCUGUUGAUUGUAAUUUAUCUCUUUACUUACGAGAUAAUUUAUAUGAGUAAUAAUUUUAAUACUUGUCUCAGUGUUACUAGAUAAAUAAUAAGUAAUUUAUUUAUCUAAUUAUAUAGUUUAUGGAUAUAUUUAAUUAUUAUCUGAAAUAUAUAUCUCCUUAUAUUAAAAAAUACAUAAUAUACUUAAAUAAUACUUUUAAUAACUCUAAUAGUAUGUUAUGAGAAAAGAAAUUAAAAUAAUCUUUGUUGUAUAAUUAUUUAAGACUCAGUAAUUAACACAAAUUAAUUAAGAUUCAAUAUACAAUUAACAAUAAUUAAUUAAAAGACUCCAUAAAUAACAUAAAUUAUUUAAAAGUUUACAUAAUUACCAUGAACUAAUUAAUCUCAUAAUUACAAUAACACCUGUAAACCGUUUACCUUCCUGAACAACCUGUAAAUUACGUACCAUUCUACAAGACUCAAUUAGCUCACGUGUAAAUGGUCUAUCUUUGUGUAAACUAAUAUUUACAUUUAACCAAGUAGAGUUGUAAAUGGAAUGUAGUUUACAGCACAAAGUAUAACUGACCUUCUAUCUUCUGUUUACACCUGUUUACAUUUUGGUUAACAGUAAACUCUCUCAUAUUGUUUACAUAUAGCUUGAUCUCCUGUAAAUAUUGUAAAUAAAUGUAUUUGUCCAAUUAUAUAUUUUUGUAAAAUAAAGUAACAAUUUGG